AUGAUCGUGAUGAGCAAAGGAAAUCUUUAUUUAAUGAGCGUCUUCGUCAACAACGGAGUUGAUUUAUCUGCAGAGCAUAUAGAGAAGAGAAGCUCGUGGCUCAUUUCGACCAACCUUUCCAUAUGGGUUAUCGAUUUGGAUCACGACUAUGCUGAGGCCGAGAAGGUGUCGUGGAGCAAGUUCACCUUGUCGUCAUAUGAUGAGUAUUCAAUCCUUGAUGACAUUCACAUUCGGCUUUCAUUUGGGGGUUUCUACGAAGAGAAGAAAGUCCCCAUGUUUUCUGGUCAAAGGUUGAAUUGCCAUUUACUUAACCUACAUUGGAGGGGACGGAUACGGCGUGAUUAUAUAGAACGUGAGCUACCCGCAUUCGAGGAUAGGGUUUGGCGAGAAUGCGUGUGCUUUUACGUUCCAAGUUUAGUGCAAAUCAAGCAACCUAAAGGAGGCCAAAGUGGGAAAAAACAAAGUGAUGUAGAAAAGCUUCGCUAUGAUGAAAUGAUGUCGAGACUUUCCUACUUUGAAAGGAGGUGCAAAAGGCUUGACCUCGAGUUAGCUAAGAAGAAGGCGUCCACUUGUAAAAAACUCAUAUCCACUAUAACCAGAAAAAGCUCGGUCCAGCUCAUUUUUGUCCACCAAUAG
Microthlaspi erraticum is the source of this 636-nucleotide messenger RNA. The record is from the annotation of a GenBank genome assembly. Lineage: Eukaryota; Viridiplantae; Streptophyta; Magnoliopsida; Brassicales; Brassicaceae.